Molecule: messenger RNA, 1285 nt
Organism: Neltuma alba
Lineage: Eukaryota; Viridiplantae; Streptophyta; Magnoliopsida; Fabales; Fabaceae
Product: myb-related protein 305
Exons: 3
Coding region: 109-885 (258 amino acids)
Biological process (GO): regulation of DNA-templated transcription
Cellular component (GO): nucleus
Molecular function (GO): DNA-binding transcription factor activity; sequence-specific DNA binding
Source: RefSeq, a predicted model, not a curated record
GAAGACAGUUUUGAACAAAAGUUAUCGACUUUGUAAAGCCAUUUUUGGCAUCUCAAAAGGGGGAAAAAAGAGAAAAGUUUGUAACUUUUUCAAGAGUUUUUGUUAGCUAUGUAUUGGGGAGGCAUGGCUGGGAACAACAUGGGUUGGGGCAUGAAUAUGAUAGAGGAAGAAGGUUGGAGGAAGGGUCCCUGGACUGCUGAAGAAGACAGAUUGCUUAUUGAAUAUGUUCGGCUUCAUGGUGAAGGCAGAUGGAAUUCUGUCUCUAGGCUUGCAGGAUUGAAAAGAAAUGGGAAGAGCUGCAGAUUGAGAUGGGUGAAUUAUUUGAGGCCUGACCUCAAGAAGGGUCAGAUAACACCUCAGGAAGAGAGUAUCAUUCUUGAGCUGCAUGCUAGGUGGGGAAACAGGUGGUCAACAAUUGCAAGAAGUUUACCAGGAAGAACCGACAAUGAGAUUAAAAACUACUGGAGGACUCAUUUCAAGAAGAAGGCAAAAAAUUCUCCUGAUUCUGCUGAAAAAGCAAAAAAUCGCCUCAUAAGGAGACAACAAUUUCAGCAGCAACAACAGCAAAUGCAGCAACAUCAGCAACAACAACAGCAGCAGCAGCAGCAACAACAACUGCAAUUUAACUUGGACAUCAAAGGGAUUAUGGCUCUCCUGGAGGAAAAUGAUCAUAGAGUGGCUAUGCCUUGGAGGCAAGAAAUGUACCAGAACACCAUGGAAGAACAAGGCUGCUUCUACUCUAUGCUCAAUGGCAAUGCCUCUGCAUCAGAACCUUCAAAUGAUGAUACUUUCUGGGAUGGCCUGUGGAACUUGGAUGAUUUUCAUGGAAAUUUCAGUGCAGCAAGCAAAGCCAAUCUACACAAUUUAGUUGCCCCCUUCUGCUAGAAGUUUAUUGUCUGCCUAAGUUCUCCUGAUUAGCUUAGUCAUAUUCUAGGGACAAAACUGUGAUAAAGUUUCACGAGGGUUUCACUUUCAAGUUCUCUAAAUAAGGUGCAAUAUGUGGACAACUUUACAAGCUUGGACCACAUUUUUAACUCUUUUCAAAAAUGGUAGUUCUAAUGGAGAACUUGUAGCAGACACUUGAAAAUGAUAUCUAAGUUUAAAUAUGGGACGGGAAAGCUCCAAAAACCAGGAGCUUUGGAGUUUGGAUUAAUUGUAUUGUGGUGUGAACUUAAGGAAGCAUAUAGUACUCCCAAGGCAGGUUAUUUGUCAGUGAAGUGUAUUGAUUUUGCUUUUAAACUGAAAUGAACUUUGCUUUAUUGCUUUAUUGAUUGUUUUUAGAUAU